AUGUUACAGUGCAUGACAGUCCAAUUCCAAGCAGCAGCUAUCAUGAGUUUCUUGGAUGUAACGGCCUCCAUUGUCUUCAUGUCUUUGGUGCGCUUCACAGGGAAGCGACCCAUUUAUUUGGUCAUGUCCCUUGGAACAUUUUUUUCUUCAGCAAUAAUCCCGUGGGGUAGCAAGCAUUUGGAAACGACACUCUCUCUGCCUGGCGCUAAGCUAUUUUUCUGUGUCGUUUCUGGCCUUGGUUUUGUUUUAAUGUACUUGAUAUUGCCGGAGACGGAGAACAUCUCGCUUGAAGACAUCGAACGACACUUUUCCGACAAUUCGAAGAAAAUCACCGACCGGAAAAUUCGUAAAUCAAAUGAAAAGACAUAAUCAGGACAUGUUGAAGACUGCUGAUGAAAAAACAAAGAUUUUGAGUUGAUAUACUAUAUAUAAUCAGAAAGUCAAUACUAUGAGUGAGUAGUGUGUACUGUGUAUUUUUUGGCAACUUUUAUUUUGAUAGAGUUUAGUAUGUUCCACACGUGGUUUUUGGCGAUUUUAAUUCUUCUGACAGAAAAUAUCGAAUUGGUGUCUUCGCA
Sitodiplosis mosellana (orange wheat blossom midge) is the source of this 575-nucleotide messenger RNA. RefSeq lists its product as uncharacterized. Bases 1 to 369 code for a protein of 122 amino acids. The transcript is spliced from 3 exons. The record is from RefSeq and is a predicted model, not a curated record. NCBI's taxonomy places the organism in Eukaryota, Metazoa, Arthropoda, Insecta, Diptera, Cecidomyiidae.